Diprion similis is the source of this 1278-nucleotide messenger RNA. It is a transcript of the gene CNBP, whose product is annotated as CCHC-type zinc finger nucleic acid binding protein. The record is from RefSeq and is a predicted model, not a curated record. NCBI's taxonomy places the organism in Eukaryota, Metazoa, Arthropoda, Insecta, Hymenoptera, Diprionidae. The transcript has 3 exons. Gene Ontology annotation, molecular function: nucleic acid binding; zinc ion binding. The coding region runs from base 203 to 685 and encodes 160 amino acids.
CGCAAGUUUGGCGGGCAGCGGUUCACCGAUUGGCGGGUCUUCGCUCCUGUAGUUAAUGGUCGUCGUAGCCGUCCGUGUAGCAUCAGCUCGAGAUUUUUCUUAAAAAACGAGGUCUUGCGCGAGUUGGUUGUGCAAAACCAGUUGCCGAGCUGUCCAUAAGGUUCAGAGAUCGAGAAACGACACUCAUAUAAUAGACUAAAAGAUGAGUUCAAGCGUGUGCUACAAGUGUAACCGGAUGGGCCAUUUCGCACGAGAAUGUCCGCAAGGCGGAGCCGGAGGAGGCGGCCGAGGAGAUCGUGACCGUGACCGUGACGGUGGUUUCGGACGGAAUCGUGGUGAGAAGUGCUUUAAGUGUAACCGAUAUGGUCACUUUGCACGUGAUUGUAAGGAAGAUCAAGACCUGUGCUACCGUUGUAACGGAGUUGGGCAUAUCGCGAAGGACUGCCAGCAGGUAGGAUCAAACGUUCCUGAAUUGAGCUGUUACAACUGUAACAAGACUGGGCACAUUGCUCGCAGUUGCCCCGAGGGUAACGACUCUGGCCGAUUCUCCGGACAGAGCUGCUACAAUUGCAACAAGACGGGCCACAUCGCUCGGAACUGCCAGGAAUCUGGUGGUAAAACUUGUUACGUAUGCGGCAAGACGGGCCACAUAAGCCGCGAAUGCGACCAGGAUGAUAGGAAGUAGGAAACAACCGAAACCUCACAAAACAAUACACAUUUAUUAUUGAUUGAUUGAUUGAUUGAUCGUUGGGGAUAGUAAUUAGAGUAGCGUUUUAAUCGCUCCAAGUAUCGUACCAAGAUCAUUCAAAAAACUCCCCCUGCCCUCCCCUCCGCCCACCGUUGUUUCUUCGCAAGGGUUUCUUAAAAUCUUUAAGUUUUUAUCGCUGUUAAUGCCACCACUAUAAACUAUAACAAUAUACUGGAGAUAAUACGAAUGAAUCAUCGCGUAGACGCCAUCCUCCCUUUUCAAUAUCUUAUGUCCACAUAAUUUAGCGGUGCAAGAUGUAUAGUUUUAUCCAUGAAAUCUUUUUCCUGAGACAUUGCAAGUAAUUUUAAUGUCUCUCACAAUCGCGUACGAACUAUUUGGAUUUUUUAACUUCUACAUUGUUUCAUUUACUAUACACACGUACCAAUUGAACUGUUGUUUCGAACAAUGUUCAUCUUUAACAAUUUACCAAGUUUGCCCAGGUUGAUCGACUAUGAGACAGUUAUAUCCCAGUGCUUCAUUAUUCUAUUACUAUACGUUGUGUGUCGGAUGAUUGAUCCGAAUUGCAUUUG